ACUGGGAUUCUUCCACAGAGAAGAACGUACACUUUUUGGUAGAAGAAAAGUUAACCUCUGAAGUAAAAACAAAGAGUGACAGUUCGAAAUAUCGAGUUAAUUAUAAGUUAUUAAUAUCUAGCUAGAACCUAGAGUAGGCUUCGGGUUCCUAGUGUUGCUAAAUACAUGAAUAUCUUGUGAUUGAUCUAAGUGCAUGGUGGUGGUGUGUAAACUAGUGGAUUGAGAGAGAGAGUUAUGUAUCUCCAGCAGUAACUGCGUUAGUUGCAGUUAGUAGUGCCUCUCAUAACUGUUCAUCAACAAUAUCAUAUAUCAAGCUAAAAUCUUACAUUUAAGUGAUAUAUAAGAAUAUAUAAAGAUAUAGCAGUGCAAUAUAUUCAAAUAUAUCAAAAUAUAUCACUACAGUGCAGUGUAUAAGAGUUUACACAGUGUGUAGUACUCCUGGGAGUUUGGAACGGACCGGGCGCGAGUCGGUUCUUAGUGGCGGCAAACGAGAAAUCGGAUCCAAGUUUUAGCUUGGCAGCUGAAGCCGGGACGAGAACUCGGAUCCUCCGCAUCAGCCUGCCAGCCAAACCAGCUGGAGCCAGGACAAACUUUGCUCUAGCAGAGUAUGGCGGCUUUAGCUCAACUGUAUUAACAGUUACAACACAUCACAAACAAAAAUGAUUGGAAUGGAGCCUAUGGAUGAUGAACCUAGUUCUCCAGGACCUCCACCCUUGGAGGAUCAGAACGGAAUGGAGGUCACUGCUCCGGUUCAGAAAUCCGCAAAAGUGAUCCAGGGUGAAAUAAAGCAGAGGCUGGAGAAGGAGAAGGAGAGGAAAAAGCUGGAUCUGGUCGCCCUCAACCCCUACAUUAUGUGCGCAGUGUGCAAGGGUUAUCUUAUAGAUCCCGUCACAGUGGUUGAAUGCCUCCACUCAUUUUGCAAGUCCUGUAUCGUGAAACAUGUGGAUGGGAGUAAAGCCUGUCCGUCCUGCGGUGUACAGAUUCAUAAAACCAAACCUCUUCUCAGUCUUAGAGCUGAUAAAGCACUCCAGGAUAUAGUCUACAAGGUGGUUCCUGGUCUCUAUAGGACAGAGAUGAAGAACCGAGUCAACUUCUACAAUAACCAUCCUGAGGCUGAACCUGCCAGUCUCGAGGAUGCAGGAGAAAUUACGGACAGAUUGUUCUUCUCUCCAGAGGAUGAUAUUUCAAUGUCUAUUGAAUACUUUGAUAGUUACAGUAAACCUGACGAGAUGAAUAAACUAAGAACGGAGAACAUGGACGCAGAGAAUCAGAACCGACGGUUUCUCCAAUGUCCCGGAUCUGUUACCGUAAACCACCUGAAAAAGUUUAUUAUCACCAAGUACGGGUUGGAUCAGAGUUUCCUAGUGGAUGUAAUCUAUAAAGAGGAUUUAUUAUCCCAGGAUCAGACCCUGAUAGAUAUUGCAUAUUCCUACAACUGGAGAAAGACCUCACCGAUGCAGUUCUACUACAGGAUCUACCAGAAGACCAAGGUGCUCACCAGGAAGAGGAAGAAGAAGAGGACUAAGGCCGGGAGCAAGAGUCAACCAGCUAAAAAGCAGCGGAGAAACAUGGAUUCGUCCUGGACUGGGACUAAGGAAAACGGAAUGGAAGUUGACGAGGAGUCUAUCCCUAAAAUCUCCUCCAAGAUUGAGAAGUCUGGAACGGAAAAGUCGACAAAGCUGAAGAUAACCUUGUCCCGUGAUACGGAUAAAAAGUUGAAGACAGAUUCCUCAGUCUUAUCUAAAUCCGAAAGGAAAGUUCCCACCACUUCUUAUUCUCUUGUCAACCCGGAGAAGAAACCUCAGGAGUCUAAACCCUCUCCUGGAGUUAAUCAACUCCAGUCCCGUCCUGUGACAAAAACAAUUUCAUCAGUAAAAGAAUCUUCUUCUGUCACCGUGUCCAGUGCUCGGGGUGGACAAGGGAGUAAUCAAAUCAACUCUCUUCCCCCUCAAACUUCAAAGAAGAGUUUAAUUGAACCUAAACCCUUGCAAUCAAAUAAACCUUCUCCUCCUCCCCCACAAACACAACCUACGAUCCGACCUCAGUCUAAAAAUAUCAACUCUAAACCCACGAAAGUGCCAAAAGAAUCAACUAAUUUAAAUUCAGCUCCCGAACCCAGGCGAGAAAAGAUUCUCCCAACGCCUGGUCCCAAAACUGAGAUAACAUAUAAAAAGUCUGAUAAAACGGUGACACCCAAAGUUUCAACUAACCAGGAAACUUCUCCACAUAAACUUGUGAUGGCAGAGAAAAAGAAGGGAGAGAAGGAGGUUGUGGAGAUCUCAGUGGAAGUGUCUGCCAGCGAUGUAAAGAAGGUUCUGGAAAAGAAGAGAGCUGAGAAGGACGCAAAACUUAUCACAAGCGGAGAAGAGAAACUAUACUCUAAUUAUAGUAUCGUUGAUCAGAUUAAAAAGGCCGGAUCCUCUGCGGCCAACCUCGCGCGUCAGCAAACCGAACGCGCAUCCAUGAUGGAUUUCGCGCGUUCAAGUGAUGCUCUGAACGCUCCUAAAGUUCCCCCAACCAUCCAGGGGUUGCAACCUAAAGUGACGUCCAACAGUGAGACUAAUGCAUUGUCGGCCAUUGUUCAGAGCCUGGCUCAAAAACAACAGAAAUUACAGUCUUCAAUCCUUGAGUCUCAGGAGAAAAAGAGAGAAUCAUCCCCUGCAUUGUCCAAACCCUCGAAUCCUACUGGUUCCGAUUCCAGUAGUAAACCUAAGGAGAGCGAAAAAACUAAUACCCUGGGAACUAUCGUUGCUCCCUCCAUCUCCUCCCUGAGCAGCAGUAUAGAAAAGUUAAAUGGAGUUAAACCUCAGACUCCUAAACUGCCAGUAUCAACCUCUAUCAAACCUAUCCUCAAGGACGGAAAACACAGUCCAACUGCUGUUGAAACGAGUGGACUGAAAGGUCAGCAAAUGUUGAACUUCUACAAAAACAACUUCAAGACAAACAGUUUAUCAGACGCGGCUAAAAGUGCUGAAACACUGACUAAAAAUAUCCCAGCUGGAACCACUGUCACAGUAAAAACUGUGGAUAAUAAACCCAGUGGGAAGAGUUCUCCUUUAACCUGCUCCUCCCCAUCCUCUACUCCGACCCCGUCAUCCUCCCCUAAAACCUCAGCAUUUAAAGCAACCUUAUCAAGUCCUAUGUUUUCUACUGCAAAACCAAUCACAAAUCCAUUUUCGUCCGUUGGUCCCGUCUCUCAACCUUCUCUUAUGAAUCCUUUCGUUCAUUCCUCGCUCCGGGAUUCUAUGACAAUGGCUCUGCAGCAAGCGCAGUACUUGAAUUUCAGUAACCAGCUGGCAGCUGCGCAGAUGGAAGCUGCUACCUACGUACAAGCUGCCCAAGCAGCUAGUCUUGUACGUGCAGCUCAAGCUGCCUCUCAGAUCUCCCAGUCUCCUUUAACAACUCUCGCUUUUACUAAACCUACCAUGUCUACAGAUGAUGGACGGUAUGGUUUGAAGAUCCCUACUCCAAGUCGUCAGCAACAUAUCCCACCUGUCAGUGGGUUUGGAACUAGUCGACUUCAGGUUAAGGUUAACCCAGAUUCUCCUAAGGACGGAAGUCCACGGAAUAGUCCUAGUCCUGCUGUUCACCUUCCGGCUUCUGUUGGGACAUCGGAGGCCAACGGAACGUCCUCUAACGGAAAAUCUUCCGGAACCCAUUGCAUGCCGGCAAUCCUUCCUUUCCACAGUGUGAAGAAGGUUCAUGCUCUUCCGAAAACUACAACUCAGACUCCACGUCCAGUCUCAGUAUCUUCUCUACUGAAAACUCAGACCAGCAGUAAUACUAAGAGUCCGGAGCUGAACGGCUCUCCUCCAACCACACCUAAAUCCGUCACUUUCUCCAACAGCAUACAGAGUCUUACGGAGUCUAAUCCGUUCAAAACCUUGGCUCCAACUAAGGCUCCAAGUAUGGAUGGUUUGAAGAAGGUAUACACUCCUCCAGCUGUAAUGAACAAUCCCUUUAAAACUGUGACUACGGCUCAGGUGAACUCCUUGAAGAAGCUGGCAGCAGACCUCAACACGGUUCAGCAGAAGACGCAGAAAGGAGACAACAACAUCUUGAACUGUUUGAAGAAGAACAACGAGAACAAGUUGAUGGGAGACCUCAAACACUUCGGGUUGGAGAAGAAGAAGAAGGAUGUUUCCAAGGAGGUUACAUCAAGCUGACUGUCCGCAUUUUGUAAUUUCGUGACAGAAAAACAGACUCCGACAACUGUGUCAGAAUAAACCUGAAACCCAGUUUUUAAACUAGCAGGUUCUCUGAGAACCCGAAGUGAAAAUAACAAUGAAUGGUUUUGUAAAACCAUGUUCAGUAUUAAAGUGUACCAGGAGCAGAAGGUUCUGCAUGAACUGAGAAUAAAUGUGAUAGCCUCUCUCUAUGUCAAAUAUAAAGAACUGUUUAGCAACUAGAUCUUAUUUAUUUGUUUAUUCAUUUGAUGUUAGACCCAUAGUCGAGGACAAUAAAUAUAUAUUUCAAACUUCAA
Molecule: messenger RNA, 4483 nt
Organism: Eurytemora carolleeae
Lineage: Eukaryota; Metazoa; Arthropoda; Copepoda; Calanoida; Temoridae
Product: polycomb group protein Psc
Exons: 6
Coding region: 660-4166 (1168 amino acids)
Biological process (GO): negative regulation of transcription by RNA polymerase II
Cellular component (GO): PRC1 complex
Molecular function (GO): metal ion binding; promoter-specific chromatin binding
Source: RefSeq, a predicted model, not a curated record